Messenger RNA from Trichosporon asahii var. asahii CBS 2479, 2004 nucleotides. RefSeq lists its product as uncharacterized. The record is from RefSeq and is a predicted model, not a curated record. The coding region runs from base 1 to 2004 and encodes 667 amino acids. The transcript is spliced from 9 exons. Gene Ontology annotation, biological process: transmembrane transport. Lineage: Eukaryota; Fungi; Basidiomycota; Tremellomycetes; Trichosporonales; Trichosporonaceae. Gene Ontology annotation, cellular component: membrane. Gene Ontology annotation, molecular function: transmembrane transporter activity.
AUGUCGGAGAAGGACCACGAGCUCGAUGUCGAGAACUCUCUCAAGCCGCAACCGGAUCCCAAGGCGCUGAAGAAGGCGUUGUUCAAACUCGACUGCAUCUUCCUCCCGGCCCUCACGCUCAUCUGGUUCCUGAACUUCCUUGACGCUGCUGGUCUCAUGGAGGACCUCGGUAUCAACAGCACCCAGUACUCGAUCGCGCUCACCGUCACCUACGUUCCCUACAUCGUCGCCGAACUGCCGCUCACUCUGGCCAUUCGUAAGGUUGGCCCGAACAUCCUCAUCCCCAUCCUGUGUAUCUCCUGGGGCCUCGUAACGACCUUCCAGGGCUUCAUCCACAACUAUUCCGGUCUCAUUGCUGCGCGUUUCUUCCUCGGCGCAUGCGAAGGUGCCAUCCUGCCCUCGUCCAUGACGUACCUCUCCACGUUCUACCGCCGCACCGACCUCGGCAAGCGUGUUGCGUUCUACUUCUCCGCGACCUCGCUCGCAGGCGCCUUCUCGGGUCUCCUGGCUGCGGGUUUGCUGCACAUGGACGGUCUGUCCGGCAAGCGCGGUUGGCAGUGGAUCUUCAUUAUCGAGGGCCUCUUCACCGUGGUGUGCGGCGCUGCAACCUUCAUGGCCCUGCCUCGUACUCCCGAGACUACGUGGUACCUGAACGACGACGAGAAGACUGCGCUCGUUCGUGCGCUCGACAUUGACCGUCCCAAGGCUCAGGACGAGGAGCCCCUCACAAUCCGUGCCAUCCUGUCCGCGCUCAAGGCGCCUCAGGCCUGGCUCAUGUUCCUGCAGUUCUUCUCGAGUGGCUGCAUGCUCUUCUCUAUUGCUUACUUCGCGCCAACCGUCGUCCAGGGCCUGGGAUACAAGGGCACCAAGAUUCAGCUGUACUCCGUCCCUCCGUACGCCGCGAGUGCCUUCUUCGCUCUCGCUAUGUGCUACCUCUCCGACCGCUGGGGUUACCGCGGACCUUUCAUUAUCCUGGCUGCGCUCAUCUCUUGCGCGGGCUACGCCAUGUUCCUGGGAUCGACCAACUACAACGUCCUCUACGGCGCGCUCUUCCUCCAGGUUAUCGGAACCUACACUAUCGCUCCGAUGCAGAGUACUUGGAUGCCGAACAAUCUCGCGCCCUUCUACCGUCGCGUGACCGGUAUCACUAUGGGUUUCAUUGCGACCAACUCGGGCGGUAUCCUCUCGACGUGGCUUUUCCCCGCCAAGGACGCGCACAACCACUAUCGCCGGGGCACAUCGGUGCUUCUCGGUCUUUCAGCCGCGAUUGUCCUCUGGGCGUCGCUGAACAUGUUGUAUCUGGGCCGGGAGAACCGGCGUCGCGCCCGCCUCGGAGGCAAGGACACCGGCGGCGACGACGACCUCGAGGCGGGCGACAAGUCGAUCCACUUCAGUCGUACGGCGUGCGGCGCACUUGGGAACAAUGGACGCGAAUGGAGUCUUCGAGGCACACAGACUCCGCACGAUGUGACAAGGAGCAUCUCCCCAGUCUCACACUCACGAGCUGAUGCGACUGCGAGCACACACACCAGGUGCACUGGCACGACGACUGAUGAACUCACUACCGAAACACGUUACUUAACUCUCUCAGCUCCAUCAGCGCUCACCUUCACUCUGACGAGCAGCAACAAGGUAGGUGUUCUCGGCGGCCUCAGAGCUUACCGCAGUAUGGCCCGGUACGAAGUUAAAGCACGCCGCUACACCUUGAUUCCCGACGAGCCUUUGCGCCGCCGCCUUUCAUGGCCUCCCCGCAAGAACACCAAGCCUCAGGUCUGGAACCCGACCCAGGAGACCUACGAUCAUCUCCUACUGACGAUGGAUCCGAACGUGCCCGCCGACGACCCCGGCUACGAUGCCGACAUGGAGGACAACCUCGACCGCGACCCCUUUAUGGCGUGUCUUCGCUGGCGCCGCCUCGCUCUGAAGCGCGACCCGACUCCGCCCCCCACUCCGCCUCCCGAGGAGGGAGCUUGGCGCUACAAGUCAUUCAUCUAUGGCGAGUAG